Dothidotthia symphoricarpi CBS 119687 is the source of this 1280-nucleotide messenger RNA. RefSeq lists its product as uncharacterized. Bases 434 to 1135 code for a protein of 233 amino acids. The transcript has a single exon. The record is from RefSeq and is a predicted model, not a curated record. Lineage: Eukaryota; Fungi; Ascomycota; Dothideomycetes; Pleosporales; Dothidotthiaceae.
CACCUACGAAUCCUCCUAUUACUAUUCAGCCCAACUUUCAGGUCUCGUUCACAAUGCAGUCGCAAACAAGCACAUCUACUACCGGGGAGAGGUCCACCCAGUCUCCUCAGUUGUCACAUGUUCCUACGCCUCCAGCAGGUGUUCCUCCGGUCGUUGAUGUGCAGCCAGUCGAAGCAGAUAUGACUCCUCGGUGUGUUUACUUCAAACUCUCUCGUACAUACCUAAUGUACUGCAGCUCCUCUUUAUCCACCAUACGCCCGACUCUCCCAAUGACGGGUUCUGUGUGGAGGAACUCCACUGCUGACCAACGUGUUGGUCCGAAACAAUCCGUGUCUUCGGAAGAUAUAAUCGAGCAGUAUUCAGUAAGUGACAUCCAACAAUACCUAACUCGCUAGCCAGCUCCCUCUAACACGUUUCUUAGCGAGUGCCGGAAAUGAGCGGCGGCUCUGGCGAGGCGAACGACAGCGAGCAGGAGCCUGCUCCCUCCAAAUUGUCGACGUCUAAGAUAUCAAGCACGUUUAGCAUGAGGAAGAGUCUACGCCGCACCAAGAGCCGUGUGCAAAGAGCGCUUCAAUCCAAACAAGAGCGCGAAGAAACCGCCGCUGAGAAGACAAAUCGCAUGUGGCAGGAGUGGCAGGAGUUUGUCGGGGUGUACCUCCGACUGGAUGUAUCUACUCCGUUUUCGUCUGGGGUUUAUAAGGAGGCAAAUAACCGAUUCGUUGUGCCUGGAAUGGAGCCGCAGUACCCAGCAGAGACAACGCCAACUCCUUCUAUUCGUUAUGGGCUAGUGUUACAAGGCACUGAGCAUGGAGACCUCUACAACAGGUACUGGACGAUUGGUGAUCGGUUUUCUGGGUCUCGGGACUCGCUGUCGGACGGGGCUCCAUCAGUCAAGGCGCCAUCAACUACAAGAGCCGAACUAGGCCGACAACUUCCAGUGGUUGAUUCAUCACCGUCUACUGGCGUAGAUCAGAACUCGCCAAUCUGCAAUCCGCCACAGGUUCCUGAAUCAUCAACAGCCGAAAUCUCGACUGCUUCUGUCGUUGAUGAAUCUCAGAUACACGAGAACCGUAAAGACUCGUUUGUUCCUCCGUCAGCGAAACCUUGUCAGUCGAUGGCAGCUUAUGCCCCAUGAGAUCAGAAGCAAAGGCAGUUAGAGUCGAGCCACACUACCAUGCACUGAUUCAGUACACGCAAGAUCUGUACGGAUCUGUGAUUAGUCUAAACAGAGAUCUGUCAAUUUGAUACUGCGCCGUUGUUCAAAGGAGGACGGUGCACAC